Molecule: messenger RNA, 1355 nt
Organism: Prorocentrum cordatum
Lineage: Eukaryota; Dinophyceae; Prorocentrales; Prorocentraceae
Source: the annotation of a GenBank genome assembly
GGCUGUCUCACACCCUCGCUGAGAUUCGAGACGCAGAAUUACUGACUGCCUUUUCGACGUUCAGCAUACGGAAAACUAGACAGGAUAUAGCAUUCCAGAGCACGGAUUUCGGCCCUAUAUUGCAGAAGAUCCCUGCGUUUGAUUGCGACGGUAACGACCUCGAGAUCUGGGUGCAGAACCCUUGGGCUUUCUUGCAAGCCGCCGCCAGGGAGAGCGAGCCAUUUCGACAGGUGCUGAUCGAUACGUUGGACAAGACGAACAAUUUCAUACGCCUCAUCGUCUACAGCGAUGAGAUUACUCCAGGUAACCCAUUGGGUGCGCACAACUUGAGGCGUCUGGAGUCUAUAUAUUGGACAAUUCUAGGUUUCGAUUGGCCUGUGCUGUCAAACGAGCUGAUGUGGUUCACCCUGACAGGCUGUCGUUCGACUACUGUCGCGAGGCUUCGUGGUGGGAUGUCUGAGCUCAUGACGAUAUGCCUUAAGCUGUUCAUGGGCGCCCCGCAUGGCAUCGACCUCAGGAGCGGCAUCCAGUUCAGUAUCCACGGAGAGGGGUCAGCGUAUUGGGUGUCGGCGGCUGACUUGGACACCACAAAGCACGCUCGGUACACUGACGCUGAGUUGAAGGGCAUGCUGGCCAGGUUGAAGGAGCUGUCCGAUAGCAACGCGGUCGGCGACAAGGGUAGACUGGAGAAGCUGGAAGCCCGCUCUGGCUGGAUACACGUCGAAACAGGUCUCUUACAAGACACGUCUCUAGACAUCCAGAUUACGGAGGUUUGGAAUUGGGAUUGGAUGCACGUGUAUUUCUGCGACGGCGUGUUUGCUACCGAGCUGACGGCGCUGGAGGGGGUGCUCAGGAAACACAGUUUCGGUGGAAAAACAAUGCACGAGUACGUGCAGCAGUGGGGGUUCCCUGGCAGUUAUGCGCACGCGCGCAGUCUCUUCUCUGGCAACAAGGAGUGUAGCCCUAAUGUGAGCGCGUCUGAGCUGAUGGGUUUCGCGCCUGUGUUGGGGCAGUUCCUGACAGAUGUGGUUUGCAAGGCUGGCGUGUGCAAGCCUCAGGUCGACAGCGCGCUGCUUUUGUGCAAGGUCGCUGCCGCGCUGCAGCUGACUACUGCCAGGGCUAUCGACGCUGACGCCCUCGACGAUGCUAUCCUUGCCCACCUGUCGGCCCACCAGCGCGCCUAUGGGCUGGCGCUGUGGAAGCCCAAGACCCACUGGAGCACAAACCUUGGCGAUCAGUAUAGGAAACACGGCUGUCUGGUCACAGCGUUCCUAAUGGAGCGCAAACAUAGGACGCUGAAGCAAAUGGCGGAGCCGCGCCAUAAUACAGUGGCGUUUGACCGCGGGAUCAUGGAG